AGGAAAAGACCUCAACCUUGCCUUCGACGCCCUCACCUCGCAACGCCACACCCCACGAUCCCUCACGAUGGCGACCCUCGCGACCGCUUCUCGCCUCUGCCUGCGCGCGGCUGCUAAGCCCGUCGCUCCCGCCGUCCGCGCCCUGAGCACCACCGCUAUCCGUCCCGACAGCGCGUCCGCCUCCGGAUACUCCAGCCCCUUCAAGUUCCAAGGAGAGUCCAAGGGCUCCCAGAUCCCCGACUUUGGAAAGUACGUCUCUACCGGCAGCGAGGGCAAGAACAAGCUCUACUCGUACUUCAUGGUUGGCGCCCUCGGUGCCGUCAGUGCUGCUGGUGCCAAGAGCACAGUUCAGGAGUUCCUGGUCAACAUGUCUGCUUCUGCCGACGUUCUAGCCAUGGCCAAGGUCGAGGUCGACCUUGCCUCUAUCCCCGAGGGCAAGAACGUUAUCAUCAAGUGGCGAGGCAAGCCCGUAUUCAUCCGACACCGAACCCAGGACGAGAUCGACCAGGCCAACAAGGUCAACAUCUCUUCUCUCCGAGAUCCCGAGGAGGACAGCGCCCGUGCCCGACAGCCUGAGUGGCUUGUCAUGCUGGGUGUCUGCACCCACUUGGGUUGUGUCCCCAUUGGUGAGGCCGGUGACUACGGCGGUUGGUUCUGCCCUUGCCACGGUUCUCACUACGAUAUCUCCGGCCGAAUAAGAAAGGGACCCGCCCCUCUCAACCUCGAGAUCCCCGAGUACGACUUCCCUGAGGAGGGCAAGCUUAUCAUCGGUUAAGCGAACGAUGUAAGAGUAAAUCUUUUAUAACGGAGAAACGAUCAAGGAGAGGGGAGUGCAUUAGACUGGCGGGCGGACCGAGGACCACAACACAUACGCAUGCCCACACCGAGGUUCCUGGGUGGGUUCGAGUUUGCUGUUUUCUUAGACGUGGCCUUCUUUGUCCAUUUGUAUAAAAAUAAAACGUCCUAGGAAAUAUUUCAGUCGACAGGCUCAAAGCUAGGGUUGAAGGGAAGAGCAGGAGAGUGCAAGAUGCGUGCUCGCGUGCGAGACGAUGUACUAAUUGAAUUUCAUUGCGUUCAAAUCAAGGGAUGGAUUAUUCUGUGAACUAUG
Molecule: messenger RNA, 1108 nt
Organism: Fusarium graminearum PH-1
Lineage: Eukaryota; Fungi; Ascomycota; Sordariomycetes; Hypocreales; Nectriaceae
Exons: 4
Coding region: 68-775 (235 amino acids)
Biological process (GO): mitochondrial electron transport, ubiquinol to cytochrome c
Cellular component (GO): membrane
Molecular function (GO): quinol-cytochrome-c reductase activity; 2 iron, 2 sulfur cluster binding
Source: RefSeq, a predicted model, not a curated record